Molecule: messenger RNA, 2403 nt
Organism: Auanema sp. JU1783
Lineage: Eukaryota; Metazoa; Nematoda; Chromadorea; Rhabditida; Rhabditidae
Source: the annotation of a GenBank genome assembly
AUGCUGGAAGCUGUGGAUAGUGGAGGAAUCAUGAGCAAGAUUGUUGGAUGUGAUGAUCACAGCUCAGCUAUACGAAUAGCCUUCUACAAUACACUUUUCAUCUUCUUGAUGGGAUUGAGCUUAUGCGGAUUAGUUGCCAUGUAUAACAUGCUUUAUAUGUUUUUGUCCCCCAUGAUGUGGGCUGUUCUAGUAGGCACUGUACUUUUUCCUUUCAAAAAGAAAGUUACGGAUGUUAUCAAAGGAUGGUUGUGUCAUUUACAAGACACCGAUACAUCUCUCAUAAUCGGAGUUAUUCGUCUCCCGUUCAACAUAUUCAACAAUAUUUCUGAAACUAUUUUUAAUGUGAUUGUUAGUCAUCAUGGUCUUGCUAUCGGAGCUUCUUAUUUGCUCCUCAAAGUAUUAAGUUAUGAAAGAACUUUCAUGCAAAUCAUUAGUUGGUUGGGACGUCUUUAUGAGUUUGUUGAUUCAGUAGUUCUUAUCUUUACGAGGAACUGGGUGUUCCCUAUUCUUGUUCUCUACUUCGGUAUUUAUGCCGCAUGGAUUUAUCUGCAAGAUACACAUAUUAAUAAAAAAUUAGCCAGAACCCUCUCUCUACCGAUAUGGGUUUAUUUACUUUCCCAACUCGCCAUGUUCUUCGGGCCUUUCAGAGCUGCAGUCUUUGGAGCCUCCGGACUCAUACUAGCAUUGAUAUCUGCUGGUAUUGUGAGAAGUGAUGAUAGUGGGGAAGAAAUAUCUGUGCGAAAACAUGAAAACGAGUCUAACUCAACCGAUGAUGAAGAUAAUUCUAAUAUUGAGCAUAAGCCAAUAUACGCGGAUGAUGAUUCGCAGGAUAGAUCCAUCGCGGAGCCCGCAGCAGUAAACUGCUCAGUUAGCGAAAGCUUAGAUAGUGCUCUUUCUGGAGACUACCUUAUUCGAGCGAUAGUUGGUUUAUGCGCCCUUCUAUGGGUUGUUCGUCAUGACUAUGCCUUGCUAUUACUUUUCAUCCCAUUUGCUUUUGCUGCCAUCAAAAAGUUUGCUUUCUCACUAGGUAUCAUUUCUUCUGCUCAAAGCUGCAUAGAAUCUCUAUGGCAAAGGAUAUCUCCUUAUGUCAUGAAAAUUGUGAAUAUCACAGUGGCUGGACCACUUCGUCAAUUUGUAACCGUUGUAUUCACAUCGGAUAAGAUUUUGAUUACCACUUUGCACGAUGCUAUGGAUGUGUUGUCUUCUGUUGUUGUGAUGAUGCUUUUGGCUCUCUCUGCGAUGUUUGCUUUGUUCUUCGUGGGAUUCCAAUUACAUGGGGAAACCGUUCAUCUAGUUAGAUUGACAACUAAUGUUCUUUCCUCUCGUCCUGAUUGGUUGGCAGCUGCUAUGAAUUUCACCGAAGAUAAAUUGGAAGAUCAUAACAUUGACAUAGAUAACUAUGUUGAACAAGCGUAUCAACAAGGUAGAGCCUGGUUAGGAUCUCAAGUUAGAUCCCUCGCGGAUGCGAAGGAUCCUGAAAGAGCUAACGUUUUAGAAGCUCAAGUUCAACAGAUUGUGGACAAUCUAUAUAGAAUGUGGGAAGAACGAGAUAAUACUUCGCCAGAUACUACGGCCGUAGCGAAAGCAGACUGGUUUACUCAGUUGAAAGGAGUAACUGACUUGCAAGCUUUGAAAGAAGAGUUGACAGCAAUCAUCAAAGAAAAUUUGGAUACGCUAAUAGGAGUAGCCAAGUCAUUAUGGGAUGUCAUCCUGUCCAAUCUCACUUUCCUUUCUUCCGUUUUGGCGGCUUUCGCUGGCGUAAUUCUGAGUUUUGGAAUGGAAAUUAUCAACUUCUUAAUAGAAGUGAUCGUUUUCCUCACGAUGGUGUAUUAUCUCCUCUCAGCUUCUAAUGAACGGUGGUUACCGUUGGAAUGGGCUUCUAGAGUAACAUCAGCAGCACCAACUACAAAUUCGGGAUAUGAUGUGACAUCAGCUGUGGAACAAGCUAUUUUUGGAGUAUUCGUUCUCUCAUCGAAAAUGGCAGUUUUCUAUGGAUUCUAUACCUUCUUCGUACAUAGUCUCUUCGAUCUUAACAUCGUCUUCAUUCCCUCAAUGAUGGCUGCUGUCUUCGCUGCCAUCCCCAUAAUGGCUCCAUAUUUUGUUUCCGUUUUUGGAAUUUUCGAACUCUGGCUUGUUCGAGGUGAAUCAGCAGCAGCUCUAGUUUUCGGGCUCAUGUCAUUCGCCCCUUUGAUGUUUGCUGAUGCCACUUUCUAUAGAGAAAUGAAGUCCUCACAUCCAUAUGUUACCGGUCUCGCAAUCAUUGGUGGCAUCUAUUGGCUUGGGUUGCAGGGUGCUAUCAUUGGUCCCAUAAUUCUUUGUUCUUUCCUAGUUUUAGUGAAUGUUUAUCUACAAUUUGUGGAGCCCCAAGGAGCACACAAAGAUUUGUCAAAGAAAGACAAUUAG